Molecule: messenger RNA, 2230 nt
Organism: Oncorhynchus kisutch (coho salmon)
Lineage: Eukaryota; Metazoa; Chordata; Actinopteri; Salmoniformes; Salmonidae
Gene: sugt1
Product: SGT1 homolog, MIS12 kinetochore complex assembly cochaperone
Exons: 13
Coding region: 548-1513 (321 amino acids)
Molecular function (GO): protein-folding chaperone binding
Source: RefSeq, a predicted model, not a curated record
CUCACUACCAAUAUGGUAGUGACAGGAAGCCCACUUGCGAGCAGUGGGAGAACAUGGAACGAGAUGGAUUUUGGUCGACAUUAGGCAAAUGUUCUCAUCGAUUAAACAUUUGAUCUCAAUACAGGUUUCCAAAACUAGAAUAUGUUAUGAACAGAAUGGAUUAAGUUAAGCAAACUUUACCCCUUUGAAAAGUUGUUAAAAAUCGCGUUUAGAAGGAGCGCAAUGGGGGAAUGGAGUUAUUGCACACGCGCGCUUCACAUAGCGUGUGUUCCCUAACGGAAAUAUUCAGAUGAUGCUAGAACGCACCAAUAGGAUCUCGCUAGUUCGUGCUUGGCUCUGCUUGUUCUGCCCACUGAGGCUCGUUUAGUUCCCAUUGGAAAUGACAGGCAGUGGUCUAUCUUGGUUUACUUAUACACAUCUUUGACUGAACUAUAGCGCAAGAGUUUAGGCUCCAUUCUCCAGCAUAGUUUCGUUUUCUGAUUCCCAUCUAGAACUUUCCAGCUAGCUAGUCUCUGCUCUUUCUCCCACUGACAACACUUCUAGCCCCAUGGCAUCCGAACGUUUCUCCGAUAGCUUCAUAGACGAGAACCCACAGAAAGCUAUCGAGGAACUUAACGAAGCAUUGGAAGGUAACUCGGACAAUUCAGAAUGGUUCUGCCAACGAGCCUAUGCCCACCUCCAACUGAAAAACUACAGCUGUGCUGUCGAUGAUGCCAAGAAAGCCCAGCAGCUCAACCCCAGUCUUGCGCUUGCCUUCAUGAGAACAGGAAUGGCAGAGUUCCACCUGAACCACUUCGAGUCGGCACAUGCUGCCUUCACUCAGGGACACAGCCUGGACGGCUCCGAUAACACUUUCCAAAUGUGGAUCAAACGCUGUGAGGAGAUGAUGGAGAUGGCCAAUCAGAAUGGAAAGGAGAACAAGACACCGACGCCACACAUUAAGCAUGACUGGUACCAGACAGAGUCUCAGGUCAUCGUCACCAUUAUGGUAAAAAAUGUGCCUAAGGAUGGGGUCAACAUCAACUUCGAAGAGAGACAGUUGUCGGCGGUGGUGAAACUUCCGUCGGGGGAGGACUUCAGCCUGAACAUGAACCUACUGCAUCCCAUCGUCCCCCAACACAGCACCUUCAAGGUCCUCUCCACUAAGGUGGAGAUCAAAAUGAAGAAGACUGAGGGGACCAGGUGGGAGAAACUGGAGGGUGAAGGACAGGAGCCCAGCGUCAAACACUUCACCCCCAACCAGUACCCGUCUUCGUCCCACUCCAGCCGUAACUGGGACAAGGUGGUGGUCGACAUCAGUGAGGAGGAGAAGAAGGAGAAACUGGAGGGAGACGCAGCGCUCAACAAACUCUUCCAGCAGAUCUACGGGGACGGCACCGACGAGGUCAAACGGGCCAUGAACAAGUCCUUUAUGGAGUCAGGUGGUACAGUCCUGAGCACCAACUGGACGGACGUGGGGAAGAGAACGGUGGAGAUGAGCCCUCCAGACGACGUGGAGUUUAAGAAAUACUGAAGAACCAGAGGGGUGUCGCUCUCUCUGUACUACACAGUCCUACGUUCCCCCUCUUCCUCAAGUGGACCGCCCCAUAUCUCCUCUACCCCCCCACACUCCUCAUCCCAGGCCGUCUGUCAAUAUUGCUUUCUCCCGGCCAACUCUCUCGUUCUCUCUUUGCCUCCGAUGGACGUCCACCUUAUUCGCCAAAACCCACCUUUUCCAACACCUCCCCCUUCCAGUCUCUGUCAAUAUUGGUUUUUAGAGCUUUGGUGAUUCUCAGCAGCAAUCCAGAAACCACUCUUUACCCUCAUUAAACCAUUCUCUCACUCUAUGAAGACUGUCAUAGAUAUAUCAAACUGUCUUUCCUAGAUCUCAUAGAAACAGUAGGAAUCAUCCUCAUGGUCAGUUCUGGCUGUUUGAUGGUUAACCUGGUUAAAGGCGGUAAUGAGUUGAAACAGAAACCCUUUUCACCUCUUCUUGUGUCUCAGCAAUGGCCGGUUCUUGUUUUUAAAGCCUGUCGUUUUUCUGGGGUGGGUUGGAGUUUGGAAAUGUUUCUAUUGCCUCAUUCACUGCUUUUAUGAAAAAUGAAAACUUUUUUUUUCUGUACACUCGUAGAAUCAUUUCUUUUUUCCACAUCAGCAGCAAUAUGGUCAUGAAAUGGAAGUCUGGAGUCUUAAUUUCCUUUUCCUCAAUGUGAUUCAAACUUCAAUGUAAAUAAAUGAUUUAUUUUCUGGA